AUGCGGCCGUUUAUCCUGUUGAGCGCGCAGCUGCGCGCAGCACUCCCUCGGAGUGUGCGAAGAGACCUUAACAGUAAACUGUUUACCCGAUUCAAGACGACCCAGAACCCCGUCCAACCGCCAAAGAGCGAGCUACCUUUUAUCAAACGCAACACUACGGCGCCCCGGAAUCCACAGCCAUCCCCGGCCAAGCAUGCGAAGUUGACCUUCCGAAAAGGGCCACCGGAACGCAUUGUCAUUUACCAUGGCGGAACUGGAAAGACGGUCAUCCUGGGGACGCUGAGGAUGACGACGAUAUUCAUCUUCGGUGUUUCCUGCUUCUUGGUCGCCCCGGCGUUCAACUCCGACGAACAUCCGUGGUAUCUUGCUCCGGCCAUUGUGAUUGCCAGCGCCUUCCCCAUGAUCUUCGUCUCCUGGACUUCGGCUCCAUAUGUCACCUUUGUACACCUUGCGCUCCCAGUCUUUGCCCGACGCUCUCGGGAGGCAACCAUUGAAUACGCAAAGAACUUGCCGCCCACGGCCACCUUAUACAUGACCACCAUGAGAUCGACGUCAAUGCCUCUCAAGACGGAAAUGCGGAUGGGUGAUUUGGUGCCGAAUAAGUCUCUCAUUCGACCCGUGAGCUUUACCAAUUUGAACCCAGCGCCCUAUCGGUGGUGGGAGGGCAGACCUCCCCAGCACUUUUACACGGAUUCGAAGAGCAAGCGUGGGCGCCCGUCCACGACCUUCUACCCUGCAUUGUGGGAACAUGUGUACAAGCAGAUUCAGAAUAAUGGUGCGAUGAAGAAAAAAAUAAAAUGA
Aspergillus ibericus CBS 121593 is the source of this 801-nucleotide messenger RNA. RefSeq lists its product as uncharacterized. Bases 1 to 801 code for a protein of 266 amino acids. Lineage: Eukaryota; Fungi; Ascomycota; Eurotiomycetes; Eurotiales; Aspergillaceae. The record is from RefSeq and is a predicted model, not a curated record. The transcript is spliced from 3 exons.